Didymodactylos carnosus is the source of this 1132-nucleotide messenger RNA. The record is from the annotation of a GenBank genome assembly. NCBI's taxonomy places the organism in Eukaryota, Metazoa, Rotifera, Eurotatoria, Philodinida, Philodinidae.
GAGUUCCGAUGUUUGUUUCGUUCUAAUCGGAUAAGUCCAAUUUUUCUUGAAUGAUUUUAGCGAAACUUGUCGGCGAACGGCUCAAGUGGAUUUUUUAAUAUUCUUACAGAUAAAGAUCAAAGCAUAAUAAGAUAAUAGGAAAAGGUAAAUGAUGGGAUCUGCGAGUACGAGCACAUUAUUAAACUAUAACAUAAUAUCAAGUUCAAGCCGAAAAGGACCUAAUUAUGAGGUAUUUUGUCCUCUAGACGCAGAUGAGUUCAGGCCCCAAAUCAAUUGUUUUUUUACGGUGAGCAAUGACGCCAAGUGCCUUUUCAACUAGCUGCUUCUAGUUACUCCCAUUAGAUGCAUCGUACAAUUCAUUACUGCAUUUAGGUAAUGCCAGUUAUGGUUUUUUAACAAAGACCAGCAGCUAGAUCAAUCUAUCAGUCUGCUUAGCUAGGAAAGCCACCAGACUCAUCGCCCGAUAGAUUGCUAGAUUCAGCUAGUCACACUGAUGUUUAAACCCUCUAACCCAUAGCAACUAGUGAAGUCUAGUGGUGUAACGGGCAAUUCAUCUAGUAGUAUAUAUGGUCAACGUCAACUACUAGAUGAAAUAACAGUUGAAGUUAGUGAUGAAGCGGGUGCAACUGGUUCAAUUGCUGGUUAUUCCGCUUCACCAUUUUUACAUAUUUCAUUCACUGAACGUCGAAACUUUAAUGAAGAUCUUUGGUAUCGUACAAUGAAUACACAGGAAACACCUGAUUUAAUUAUAACACAUUGUUGUAUCGGAAUGUCGGACGAAGCAUUAGCUCGUUUAUCAUCGCGUGAUAACAUUAAACGGCGCAUUAGAGUGUUACGUCAACAUAGAAAGCUUCCAUCAGUCCCAAAUGAUCCUAAUUUUCCAAAUGUUGGAUUAGCUUUCCAAAUGGAAAUACAGGCACCAGGAAAAUUAGGUACGAGGAAAUUUCACUUUUCAACUGCAAUUCUCAACUCACUUUCUCAUUUUGAAAAAAGUAUGUCUACGGGAAAACCAACUGAUUUAAUUAUAACACAUUGUUGUAUCGGAAUGUCGAACGAAGCAUUAGCUCGUUUACCGUCACGUGAUAAUAUUAAAAACCAGCGGAAACGUUUUGUAAAUAGUCCACUUAUGUAG